AUGCGGCCCGCCCAGACAGCGCUCUGCCUGCGCCUGGCCUUGGCCCUGGGCCUGGGCCUCGUCGGCCCCCUGGCUGUGGGGUGGGUCUCGGCCCGGGCCCCCAUCUAUGUCAGCAGCUGGGCCGUGCGGGUGCCCCAGGGGAACCUGGAGGCCGAGCGCCUGGCGCGCAAGUUCGGCUUCAUCAACCUGGGGCAGAUCUUCUCUGAUGGGCAGUACUUCCACCUGCGGCACCGGGGUGUGACCCAGCGGUCCCUGAACCCACACUGGGGCCACCGCCUGCGCCUGAAGAAAGACCCCCAGGUGCGGUGGUUUGAGCAGCAGACACUGCGGCGACGGGUGAAGCGCUCCCUGGUCAUGCCCACGGACCCCUGGUUCCCCAAGCAGUGGUACAUGAACAACGAGGUACAGCCGGACCUGAAUGUCCUGCAGGUGUGGGGCCAGGGACUGACCGGCCAGGGCAUCGUCAUCUCUGUCCUGGAUGACGGGAUCGAGAAGGAUCACCCGGACCUCUGGGCCAACUAUGACCCCUUGGCCAGCUAUGACUUUAACGACUAUGAUCCAGACCCCCAGCCAAGAUACACACCCAGUAAUGAGAACCGACACGGGACCCGCUGUGCCGGGGAGGUGGCUGCCAUCGCCAACAAUGGGUUCUGUGGCAUCGGCAUUGCCUACAACGCCCGGAUCGGAGGGGUGCGCAUGCUGGACGGCACCAUCACCGAUGUCAUUGAGGCCCAGUCGCUGAGCCUGCAGCCGCAGCACAUCCACAUCUACAGCGCCAGCUGGGGCCCCGAGGACGACGGCCGGACGGUGGAUGGGCCAGGCAUCCUCACCCGGGAGGCCUUCAGGCGCGGUGUAACCAAGGGCCGCAGUGGGCGGGGCACCCUGUUCGUCUGGGCAUCUGGCAAUGGCGGGUUGCACUACGACAACUGCAACUGCGACGGCUACACCAACAGCAUCCACACGCUGUCUGUGGGCAGCGCCACGCAGCAGGGCCUGGUGCCCUGGUACAGCGAGGCCUGCGCCUCCACGCUCACCACCACCUACAGCAGCGGAGUGGUCUCCGACCCCCAGAUCGUCACCACAGACUUGCACCACCAAUGCACGGACAAGCACACGGGGACAUCAGCCUCGGCCCCGCUAGCUGCAGGCAUGAUCGCCCUGGCACUGGAGGCCAACCCACUCCUGACAUGGAGGGACAUGCAGCACCUGGUGGUCCGCGCAUCCAAGCCAGCGCAUCUGCACGCAGAGGACUGGAGGACCAAUGGCGUGGGUCGUCAAGUGAGCCACCACUACGGCUAUGGGCUGCUGGACGCUGGGCUGCUGGUGGACCUGGCCCGAACCUGGCAGCCCACGCGGCCCCAGCAGAAAUGCACGGUCAGCGUCGUGUACACCCCCACCACCAUCACGCCCCUAAUGCGGGUGCCCACGAACGUGUCGGCCUGCAUGGGCCUCCCCAACUCGGUCCGCUCGCUGGAGCAUGUGCAGGUGCGGCUGUCGCUGUCCUACAGCCGCCGUGGUGACUUGGAGAUUUCCCUCACCAGCCCCAUGGGCACUCACUCCACACUCGUGGCUGUCAGGGACGCUGUACCACUACACCCUGCUGCUCUACGGGACGGCAGAGGACAUGACGGCACGGCCCAUAGGCCCCCAGGUGACCAGCAGCGUGUGCGUGCGGCGGGACACAGAGGGGCUGUGCCAGGGUGA
Echinops telfairi (small Madagascar hedgehog) is the source of this 1704-nucleotide messenger RNA. RefSeq names its product proprotein convertase subtilisin/kexin type 4 (gene PCSK4). The record is from RefSeq and is a predicted model, not a curated record. NCBI's taxonomy places the organism in Eukaryota, Metazoa, Chordata, Mammalia, Afrosoricida, Tenrecidae. The transcript is spliced from 13 exons. The coding region runs from base 1 to 1704 and encodes 567 amino acids. Gene Ontology annotation, cellular component: Golgi membrane; trans-Golgi network. Gene Ontology annotation, molecular function: serine-type endopeptidase activity. Gene Ontology annotation, biological process: peptide hormone processing.